AUCACUCUCUUUCAAUCAGAUCCCAACCUCGAGACCCCAGCAUAGUCGAUCUCAUCUGAUAGAUACCUGCCUGUUUGACCACACAUCAUGUCCGCUCCUGCGCCCGAUCCACCCAACCCAAACUCGAACGAAGCUCCGAAACCUGAAGACUCGUCAUCCUCGACAACACCUGCCGCACCGACCGAUGACGAUGUACAGAUGAAGGACGAGCCGGAGAAGGCUGAAGAAGAGGUGAAGGAGCCCGAGGACAAGUAUGAGGACAUUCCGGAUCAUGUGAUGAGCCAAGAUCCGGAUGGGAUCCGAUUACAGACCCGGUUGAUCGACAACGAAGUCAAGAUGAUGCGCCAAGAGAACCUCCGUCUCCUACACGAACAGAACCAGAUGAAGGAAAAGAUCGCCGAGAAUGCGCAAAAGAUCAAGCAGAACAAGGUCUUGCCGUACUUGGUCGGGAACGUCGUCGAGAUCCUGGACGUGCCGGACGAAUCGACCUCGGAACAAGGCGCCGCUCAAAACACCUCGACGUCCACGGCGCCCAAUUCGAAAUGCGCCGUCAUCAAGACGUCUUCCCGACAGACCGUCUUUUUGCCGAUGAUCGGGUUGGUACCCGCGGACAAGCUCAAACCGAGCGAUCUGAUCGGGGUGAAUAAGGAUAGUUAUUUGGUCUUGGAUACUCUGCCUGCAGAAUACGACUCGAGAGUCAAGGCGAUGGAGGUGGACGAGAAGCCGACGGAUACUUAUACGGAUAUCGGAGGGUUGGACAAGCAGAUCGAAGAGCUGGUCGAGGCCAUCGUACUGCCAAUGCAACAGUCCGAAAAGUUCAAAAAGCUCGGGAUCAGGCCGCCCAAGGGUUGUCUCAUGUACGGUCCUCCGGGGACAGGGAAGACGCUGCUGGCGAGGGCUUGUGCGGCGCAGACGAAUGCUUGUUAUUUGAAACUGGCCGGUCCUUCGUUGGUCCAGAUGUUUAUCGGAGACGGAGCCAAGCUCAUCAGGGACGCGUUCGAGCUCGCCAAGGAAAAGGCCCCGGCCAUCAUCUUUAUCGACGAGUUGGACGCCAUCGGGACCAAGAGGUUCGAUUCGGACAAGAGCGGAGAUAGAGAAGUACAGAGGACCAUGUUGGAAUUGCUCAACCAGUUGGAUGGAUUUAGUAGUGAUGAGCGGAUCAAGGUCAUCGCGGCGACGAACCGAAUCGAUAUUCUCGACCCGGCGCUCCUCCGAUCAGGUCGACUGGAUAGAAAGAUCGAGUUCCCCUUGCCGAACGAGGAGGCUCGGGCGAGGAUCAUGCAGAUUCAUGCGAGGAAGAUGACUGUUAGCCCGAAAGUGAACUUUGAAGAAUUGGCCAGGUCGACGGACGAGUUUAACGGAGCGCAACUGAAAGCGGUGUGUGUCGAGGCCGGGAUGAUCGCACUACGGGAAGGAUCGAAAGAGCUUUCGCACGAGCAUUUCCAUGGUGGAAUCUUGGAGGUGGCAUCGAAGAAAAAGUCGGACCACUUCUACUUUGCAUAAUUCUCUCACUUUCAAUCCCUCCUACUCGCCUGCUGGGCGAAACGCAAUCUCAUGUAACGAAACGACCGGCUUCCUAUCUCCAUCGGGCCCAAACGUGCCACGAUCUUCUCAUUGUAUUACUUUUUGCUUCGGCCGAUCUCAUCAUGACCCACAG
This is a messenger RNA of Filobasidium floriforme, 1657 nucleotides long. RefSeq names its product putative 26S protease regulatory subunit 6A. Bases 88 to 1503 code for a protein of 471 amino acids. The transcript has 11 exons. The record is from RefSeq and is a predicted model, not a curated record. Gene Ontology annotation, molecular function: ATP hydrolysis activity; proteasome-activating activity; ATP binding. Gene Ontology annotation, biological process: proteasome-mediated ubiquitin-dependent protein catabolic process. NCBI's taxonomy places the organism in Eukaryota, Fungi, Basidiomycota, Tremellomycetes, Filobasidiales, Filobasidiaceae. Gene Ontology annotation, cellular component: proteasome regulatory particle, base subcomplex.